CACAAACAGACUGAAAUCUAAGCUGCAUCUGACAUUUGAAAGUCGAGAUUUUUAGUGUCUCAAAGAAUUACAUUUAGGUGUCAUGCAAACUAUAUUAAGACUUUUUCAGAAGACUUUGAAAGUAAAAAAUGAUUUGUAUGGAUGCUUUUCUGGAGCCUGACAUCCACCUGCUUUUGUGAUGCACAGAAAGUUGCACUGGUUUGAAUAACACAAGGGUGAGUAAAUGACCACAGAGCUGUUAUUUGUGGUCAAACUAGUCUUAUAAACUAAGGUAAGGUUGGAAUGCACAUUCAGAACCAGCUCUAUAUUUGUUAACCCUUCACCUCUGAAGAAACCUCCUUCAGUCCUCAGAGCCCCUGUGCAAGGUUAUUAUUAUACUAAAUAAGCUUUCUUAUUCCUUAUUUAAUGUGUGUGAUAUAAGAAUGAUAUUCCUGCAUGCCUAUCAGUGUCUUUAUACGCAUGUGAUUGGAUUAGCUGUGCAUCUUCAUUACUUCUGCAAGCCAGUGAUGCUAAUCUCGCUGACGGAAAAGAGCCGAGCCGCCGCGGGGAAUGAACGGCUAGCGGUGGGCGGAGUCACAGCUUACAAAAACUGGCCCUGAAAACCAGCGUCCACUCACACUUUAACUGAACACACAGCAUUACCUGCAUCUGACCACAGACGGCAGACAGAAUGAGUCCCAAACACGUCAUCUACAAGAAGCUCUCCAGAGACAAGUCUGUGGGCGUUUACAUGGGGAAACGGGAUUUUGUGGAUCACUGCGAGUUUGUUGAUCCUGUCGAUGGUGUUGUGCUGGUCGACCCCGAGCAGGUGAAAGGAAAGAAAGUCUACGUCAUGCUGUCCUGUACGUUCCGGUACGGUCGGGACGAUAUGGACGUGAUGGGGAUGGCGUUUCGCAGGGACAUCUUCCUGUGCUCUCGACAGGUCUACCCUCCUCUGCAGGACAAGGAACGCAGCGUUCAUACCAAAGUACAGGAGAAGAUCCUGCGCAAACUCGGAGACAACGCAUACCCCUUCUUCUUCGAGUUUCCAGAUAACCUGCCGUGUUCAGUGUGUCUGCAGCCGGGGCCCACAGAUGUAGGAAAGCAUUGUGCAGUGGAGUUUGAGGUGAAGGCAUUCUGUGCAGAAAAUCAAGAUGAAAAAGCCCAAAAGAGGAGCUCGGUCCGGUUGGCCAUCAGAAAGAUCCAGUACGCUCCAGAUAAAGGCGGCGCGGCUCCAUCGGCCGAAACCACCUGUGAAUUCAUCAUGUCUGAUAAACCGCUGCACAUGCGUGUCAGUCUGGAGAAAGAGACGUAUUACCACGGAGAGGAGAUCAACAUCAGCGUGGACAUCGACAACAGCUCCAACAGGAACUUGAAGGACUUGUCUGUCUCAGUGGAGCAGGUCACUAACGUGGUGCUUUACUCUAACGACAAGUACGUCAAAACUGUGGCCUACGAGGAGACCACGGACACUGUGCCGUCUGGUACGAGUCUGAAGAAGGUUUACACCCUGUGUCCUCUCCUGGACGAUAACCGUGAUAGGCUCGGACUCGCUCUGGACGGAAAACUAAAGCACGAGGACACUAACCUGGCCUCCUCCAGCAUUGUAAAGGAUGAAGUUCUGAAGGAGAUUCUGGGCAUGUUGGUGGCUUAUAGGGUGGUGGUGAAAAGUAAUGCAGCCGGCAUCGUUGGAUCCAGUGAAGUUGCUGUGGAGGUUCUUAAACUCAUGCAUCCCAAACCUGAUCCAGGUGAAGACACAACUGACUUGGUGUUCGAGGAGUUUAAACGCUCCUAUCUGAAAGGAGUCAUCGGCGACGAUGACGAAUCUCCGGCUGAGCCUUGAGAGCCUUCUCCGUGGAAAGUGCUCACAGACGACAUGUAUUUUGUGUGUUUUUUGUGUAGGCAGACUUGUGAGUGUAAAGAUUCAUAAGCAUUUAUAGAUGCAUGUUAAGGCUGGGUAGAUGUGAUGUGCCCUAAUGCAAGAAUAUUUUUUAAGACAGGUGAGAAAAAAAUCAAUUGGCCAAAUUACCAUUUAUCUUGCAGUCUCCAUAUAUUCAUUGCAAAUAAUUAUGGAUAUUGUAGUUAAAUAAAUCAUGGCCACUAAAUAUAUGCAUUUUGACAUUUAAGAACCAAACUAAAAAUUAUAACUCUAGCGCUUUCAGUAAGGAUAAACUGAUAUAUAUAGUGUAUUUUAUUUGCCACAGAUGGAUGUAUUGCUUAGUAAAUUAGUUGCAGUGUACAUUUUUAAAGAGGCAAAUCCUGUUCCUCUGUUGUUAUUUGCUCUUUAAAUGCUUUGAGCUAUAAUUAAACUAUUUGUGACAGCAAAACAGCUGUGUUUACAUGA
Messenger RNA from Cyprinus carpio (common carp), 2323 nucleotides. It is a transcript of the gene sagb, whose product is annotated as S-arrestin-like. The record is from RefSeq and is a predicted model, not a curated record. Lineage: Eukaryota; Metazoa; Chordata; Actinopteri; Cypriniformes; Cyprinidae. Gene Ontology annotation, molecular function: G protein-coupled receptor binding. Gene Ontology annotation, cellular component: photoreceptor outer segment; photoreceptor inner segment. Gene Ontology annotation, biological process: signal transduction; G protein-coupled receptor internalization.